Molecule: messenger RNA, 1671 nt
Organism: Penicillium salamii
Lineage: Eukaryota; Fungi; Ascomycota; Eurotiomycetes; Eurotiales; Aspergillaceae
Source: the annotation of a GenBank genome assembly
AUGAGGGAAGCCUCCGUGGAUUUCAUCCGAAGCCUAGUUGGAUGUCAUGUGUUAUCUGAAUCAGACAUACAAAUUGCCCUGACUGCAGCUGGAGCAGACGAGACGCUACCGGAUGGGAACAGAAAACUAGCCCAGCUAGGAUCCGGAGUCACCGGAUUUUUGAUCGAUUUCAGCGGUGCUACGAUGACAUUGUCACGAGAUUUCACAUCAAAGCUUAAAUUCCGCGUCAAUGGAACCAAUCACCGCGCAGAUGUAGCGAAGCGUACUGGCAUCGACCGGUACCUGAGGAUGGAUUCUCGGCCAGGUGGGAAUUCUUCCGGUGUCUUAGCCCUGGCGACAAGUGCCAUUAUCGGAGCUGUAUAUAUUCAAACAAAAAGCUUGGAAUCCGUGGUCAAGGCAUUGUAUGCGCUUCGAAUUCUGGAUGAGCGCCUUGACGAACUGAAUUUGAUGGAAUUAUUUGAAAAUGAAACUAGCAACACCCCGUCUCGACUUUCCGCGGAUGAAAGGAGCCCUCAGACCGAAGACAUCGAUUCAUUGAUUCGAGACACGACCCCAUUCCUAGAGUUUUCGACUCCCUCAGAAAUAGGGGACCUGUCCAUCUUUGAGACCUGCUACAACGAAAAUGGGGAACUCAAAAGAAACGGACUCCACACCAUGGACCGAAUCUCGGAGUCCCCUCGGACUGGAGAUUUGGGUCAGCCCAUUGGGAGGAGACAGAUGCAGAGCAUUGCUUCGCUUUCGGCCCACGGAGUAAUUCGGACCGGGACUCUGCAUGAUAUUGAGCUAUCACCCCAACAUAACAGCCGACGCAUGCUUACUCCCGGACUAGACGUGCUUCUCACGCCCAAUGAAGUAUUGUACCAAUCGGAUGGUUUCUCGGACUGGGUGUCGAGCCAACAGUCCUCAAGCCAGGGCUCGACAAGCAAGCGAAAAUAUGUUGGCGGCAUGGAUUUACAACGAAGCAAAAAAGGGUGUUUUGAUCGCGAAUUCAUAUCAACACUGUUCCAAGAAGCUGAAAUGGCUAGGGCUUUUGGCCUGUUGUCCCCGCAAGACACUUAUUUUAGGCCCAUUAUCGAGACCAAGCUGUUGGAUUUCGGGCCGGAACUGUUUCCAGGUCUCUGUAUAUUUCUGCUUCAGAUAGGCAGUGCACGGUCAUUUGUUACCCUUCGGGCAGCUCUCAAAUCAUCAAGAGAGACGAGAGACCAUCUGCACAGCGCCCAGACCAGAAAAUGGCUAUCACGUGAUCUCACCAUUCAAGAGCGCUUUGAAGUCAUUGGUGAAAUCCAGGAGAAUGCGGCCUACCUCCAAAUUUUGCGAUACAACCACAUCUUGAAUAUAUAUCGACAAAGUGGGGAGACGGCUGGAAACAACUCAAACUUCACUAUUAUAGCAGCGUCACAUGAUGCGCUUGUUAGCCACCCAAGGCCAAGAGGCAACCCGAGGAAGAUCGCAGUGGCUGAGGCAGUCGACAAAAUGACAAAAAAAAUAUUCCCAGAGCUGGAAAGCGGCUCCGCUAUUUACAAAAGGAAACGUCGAACUGUUUUGGAGUUUCGAAAAUUCGGACAACGUCUACACAUUUUAGCCCAAAGGUUUGGGGAUGCUGUUCUUAGCCUAGUCCACUUCGAUCGGCUAGGUGACGCAGUCAGCCCUGUGAUUAGCGAGAAAAUGUAA